Messenger RNA from Prorocentrum cordatum, 815 nucleotides. Lineage: Eukaryota; Dinophyceae; Prorocentrales; Prorocentraceae. The record is from the annotation of a GenBank genome assembly.
AGGCGGCGCCGCCGAGCUGCUCAGAGCCCCGCUCCUGGACGGGCUGGACGCGCUCGCAGCGUCCCUGGACAAGCUGAGCAACGGCAUGGGGGAGCACCUGCAGAAGAACGUGCGGAAGCUGAGGGCGUCCAAGGCCGACGCCUCGGAGAGCAGCUACGGGGCGUGGCUGCUGAGCGAGGCGCCCGUGCACGAGGCGACGAAGUUCCGGGGCUACGUGGACGACUCGGCCUGGAUGGCGAACCUUUGGGCCUACCGCACGCUCGACUUCUUCGUUGAGCUCUUCGGGCUCGUCGCCCAGGGCCGCGACACGCGGGAGGCGACCGAUGCCGCGUACGCGCAGACCCUGAGCAAGCACCACAACAUGCUGGAGCGGAUGGCCUUCAGCGCGGGCGCCAGGCAGCUGCCGAACCGAGAGGAGUUCAUCAAAAGGCUGGCGGGCGCAGGGGCGGGCGCCGACGACGUGCAGAGGGACCUCGAGUCCUUCGUGGCCUCCGGGCGGGGCAUCGUGGCCUUCUGCGACGGCAUGAACAAGCGGCUGGAGGUGUGCCUCGCCGACGAGCGCAAGAAGUUCGAGCGCCGGUAGAUCUGAGCUUUUAGCCUCCCUCCUCGUUGUCCUCUCUUUCUUUCCUCCUCCUCCUCCUCUUCCUCCCUCCACCUGCUGCUGUCGAAGAACAAGGCAAAGUGCAUGCACAUACACUUUCAGACGUCUGCGCAGAGUUCUUGGGUCGGCGCUGGCUCCCCUUGUGCGGUUCGCCGGCGAGAACAGGGGGUCCUGAGGCCUCCUCUUUGAUCCUCCCUCCUGCUUCCCUCCUCUC